ACGAAGGAAAAAAAAAACGAAGAAGAAAAAAGAAACCACCAGAUUGUUGAACAUAUUUCCCCAUUUUUCCUCUUCUUGUGUUUUUAUAUCAAGAAGGAGAGAUCUAUUUCAUAUUAAACGCUGAUAUUCAUAAUCUCACCGAAGUUUCACUGUCAUUCCGGGCUAAAACUGAUCACGAAUGCCUUCUCUGGGCCAUGAUGACCACCGUCGGACAACAGCGGAAGAUGCAAUUAUGAAUUACGGAGACUUCAACGAUCACUGCGUCCCACAUAUCAUGCAGAACACGUAUUGGGAUUGUGGUUUGGCCAGUUUGGCUAUGGUAUUGCGAGGACUGGGCGUGAACUGCGGAGUUGAUGACUUGGCCAAGCAGUGUCCAGUAAAAAGUAUAUGGACGAUUGACUUGGCCUUCCUUUUACGCAAUUACGUUCAAGAUUUCACUUAUUAUACAAGCUACCUGGGUAGCAGAAAAGAAUACCAAGAUGCAAAGUUUUAUCAAGACGACUUUGACGAAGACGAAAAGCGGGUGAACAAACUAUUUGCUAUUGCCAAGAGUUGUUCAGUACACGUUGUUAGAAUGGUUUUGCCAUUGGACGAUUUCAAACGAUUUUUACACUGCAGACGCUUCGUUAUUGUGGCAUUAAUUAACGCUCGGCUAUUGGACUGUCAGCUUUGCAGGACACGGCAAGGAUGUCUCGCAUCCAUGUGCGGACAUUUGGAUUUAGUGUUGGAACGGUUUAAAGGUUAUGAUUAUCUUGGCCAUUUCAUUGUCUUGAUCGGAUACGAUCCUACGACGGAUGUGUUUAUAUAUCGCGAUCCUGCUAAACCCGAUGAAUUUUGCACAGCAUCCGCCGAAUUGAUUGAUCGCGCCAGGCAGUCGGAAGGUACCGAUCAUGACUGCAUCGUCGUAAAACUGCCAUAACAUACCACUAUGCAUCUUUUUCCCCACUGUUCCAUCUCCUACCACUUUCUUGUUGCCAUUAUGCAUCCCUUACAAACUUACCUACCUCCCUCCUGUUAUUUUUAGACGCCUUAAUCUUCUGUUCCACGUUACAGCAUCAGGACUGCCUUAUCUUGCCCCGAGUUG
Radiomyces spectabilis is the source of this 1084-nucleotide messenger RNA. RefSeq names its product Guanylyl cyclase. The coding region runs from base 179 to 919 and encodes 246 amino acids. The transcript is spliced from 6 exons. The record is from RefSeq and is a predicted model, not a curated record. NCBI's taxonomy places the organism in Eukaryota, Fungi, Mucoromycota, Mucoromycetes, Mucorales, Radiomycetaceae.